AAUGUUCCCCAAAGCCGACAAGACAGCAGGGCUGGGGAUCUCUCACGUUAGCUGUUUAUUACUGAAAGCAAUACAAACGUCUGGACAUAUACGGCAAAAUACGUUACCUUAUUCACCACGAUUAUGAGUGGUUCAAAAGGCACCAGAUCCAAGGACUUGUGGAAAUCGAUGAACACAAUGUAGCAGGUUUUACUCUAAAUCUUCAAACUUUCUGUGACGUUUUAAAGAGUCUCAACCUGUCCCACACGUUGCUCACAGAGCAGAAGCCAGCCUGCUCCUUCCUCAUCAAGCCACGAGUCUCCAGAACGGACAAAAUAUCAGUGGUGACUGCCCGAAGCAGCACCUAAGGCCACUGAAAUCAGUAGAAUCCUUGGGUAGUUCUGGGUCUUAUUUGUGAAGAGACACUACAAUUGCCCUCUGGACACAGGCAGAGAGGAGGGAGAGCGUAUCUCAGAGAGAGAUCUGACGUUCUCCAUUUCAAAACGGGUCAAAACCGUGACCGUGUGGUGGAGUUUUGUACAAGUUGAAUUUUGUGUAUGGUGGAGCUCGGGAGACCAGCUCGCAGGGCACUGGAACGGUCCAGCUGGGGAGUAAAGAAGCUGUGGUCUGCAGAUCUUCCUCCUCGCCCAACCUCCACCGACACAGCUCUCCAGUCUUCUGAACCUAAACAUCUCCUCCUCGUCCUCCAAAUGAAGCAACUUUUGGCUUUCCUCCUUGUGUUGUUUGUGGAGAGAAAGACGCUGGAAUCUGCAGAGAGUGUGAGGCUGGUGAAUGGCGGCAGGCCGUGUUCCGGGAGAGUGGAGGUUUACCACCGUGGAAAAUGGGGUACAGUGGGUGACUAUCGUUAUGGUCCGACCUGGGAUAUGGAGGCCGCGGCAGUGGUGUGCAAGGAGUUGGGAUGUGGAGCCGCGCUGUCAGCAUCAAGAGAUGCUCACUUUGGCGAAGGCUCAGGAGGAACUCACUUUGGAAGGGGCUCAGGUCCCAUUGUAACGUAUGGUGUUCGGUGCAGAGGGAACGAGUCUGCCCUGAGGGAUUGUCACUCAAGGACCUGGGCUCACUAUUAUGGGUCACUUUCGUAUGAGGUCAGCGUCAUCUGCUCAGAUCCACUCCAGAAACCCACCAUUUUACUGAGGUCAGGAUACCGGUUGUUUGCGAAAGGGGAAAGCGCUAACAUCUCAUGUUCUGGGAUUUAUCCUGGCAGCAAUUUCGCUUUACACAGAGAUGGCGAAUUUAUCACAUCUCAACCAGCUACAGAGAGUAGCAACACAGCCACAUUCACUCUAUCGGAUAUCAGGGCAGGAAAUUACUCGUGUAAAUAUACUACGUGCAUAGACGGCGCACAGUUCAAAUCACCAGAGAGCGAGCGAGUGGGAAUCUCUGUGUGGGAUCCGCUCCAGAAAACCAUCAUUUCCCUGAAGCCUGAUUCCCGUGUGUUUGUGAGAGGGGAAAGUGCUGAGAUCUCAUGUUCUGGGAAUUAUCCUGCCAGCAAUUUCUCUUUAUACAGAGACGGCGAGUUUAUCAAAUCACAACGUGCUCCAAAGAAUAACAAGACGUCAACUUUCACCGCAUUGGAGAUAAUUGCAGGAAACUACACGUGUAUAUAUACUAAACAAAUAGAUGGCCGAGAGUUCACAUCACGAGAGAGCGAGCGAGUGGGAAUUUCUUUGUCGGAUGCGCUUCAGAAACCCACCAUUUCCCUGAUACCAAAUUCCCAUAUGUUUGUGAGAGGGGAAAGAGCUCAAAUCUCAUGUACUGGGAAUUAUGUUGGCAGCAAUUUUGCUUUAUACAGAGAUGGCGAGUUUAUCACAUCAAAACGAGCUCCAGAAAAUAACAAUGCGGCCACGUUCCCUCCAACGGAGUUGAUUGCAGGAAACUACACUUGUAAAUAUACUGCAUACAUUGAAGGACGAGAGAUCACAUCUCCAGAGAGCAAGCGAAUGGGAAUCUCUGUGUGGGCUAACUGGACCGGACUGCAAACUGUAGGACUGGCUUUGGGGAUUGUCACUGCGUUAAUGGUCACUGCGUUUAUACUGGGAUUAUGUGUGUAUAAGAGAGGUAAACAGAACAGUCCAAGAGGGGAAAGGAAUUUAGUCACGGGCGACGUCCCACAAACCAGCAACGUUACAUGUGAGUGA
Messenger RNA from Callorhinchus milii (elephant shark), 2135 nucleotides. RefSeq names its product alpha-1B-glycoprotein-like. The coding region runs from base 537 to 2135 and encodes 532 amino acids. Gene Ontology annotation, cellular component: membrane. Lineage: Eukaryota; Metazoa; Chordata; Chondrichthyes; Chimaeriformes; Callorhinchidae. The transcript is spliced from 12 exons. The record is from RefSeq and is a predicted model, not a curated record.